This is a messenger RNA of Colletotrichum spaethianum, 2298 nucleotides long. RefSeq names its product neutral ceramidase 2. Gene Ontology annotation, cellular component: extracellular region. The transcript has 4 exons. Gene Ontology annotation, molecular function: N-acylsphingosine amidohydrolase activity. NCBI's taxonomy places the organism in Eukaryota, Fungi, Ascomycota, Sordariomycetes, Glomerellales, Glomerellaceae. Bases 1 to 2298 code for a protein of 765 amino acids. The record is from RefSeq and is a predicted model, not a curated record. Gene Ontology annotation, biological process: sphingosine biosynthetic process; long-chain fatty acid biosynthetic process; ceramide catabolic process.
AUGCCUCGCCACUCUCGCUCUGGGCUAGAGAUGCCCCGGCGCUCCUUCUUCACCGUGUUUGCCCUCGUUUCGUUCGUGCUCCUCGUCACCAUCGGCCUCACCACGCUCGGAGCCCACCAGGGUCCGAAGUUGCGGUUCGAACGCAGCGAAGACGGGCAAUGGCACGUCAAGGCUAAGACGCGCGCCGCACCGAGCGGCGACAAGUACCUCAUCGGCGUUGGCAAGGGCGACAUCACCGGCCCUGUUGUCGAGGUCGGGUUCGCUGGCUACGCGGACCUGAGCCAGGUGGGCACGGGGCUGCGGCAGCGCAUCUAUAGUCGCGCGUUCAUUGUUGGAGACGUGAGCAAGCCGAGCGAUCGGUUCGUGUACCUUGUGCUAGAUACCCAGAGCGGUGACACGGCGGUCCGAAACGGGAUUCUUGAGGGCGUGCAGGCGCUGGGGUCGGAGUACUCGGUGUACAACAAGGACAACAUUGCCGUGACGGGCACGCAUAGCCAUGCCGGGCCGGGGGCGUGGUUCAACUACCUCCUGCCGCAGGUCACCAGCCUGGGCUUCGACAAGCAAAGCUACCAGGCCGUCGUCGACGGCGCGGUGCUCUCCAUUAAGAAGGCGCACGAGUCCCUGACCGAGGGCUACCUCGACGUCGGAACCGGCGAGGUCGCUGACGGCUCCAUCAACCGCAGUCUCUGGGCCUACCUCGCCAACCCCGAGUCCGAGAGGGCCAAGUACGCCUCCACCACCGAGACGACCCUCACGCUCCUCCGCUUCCAGCGCGCCUCGGACGGCAAGAACAUUGGCGUGCUGACGUGGUACCCGACGCACGGCACCUCGAUCCUGCAGAACAGCACGCACGUGGCCGGCGACAACAAGGGCGUCGCGGCGUACCUCUUGGAGAAGGACCUCGCGGCCGAUGCGAGCGCCGCGCCGGGAUUCGUGGCCGGGUUCAGCCAGGCCAACGUCGGCGACACGACGCCCAACGUGCUCGGCGCGUGGUGCGACGACGGGAGUGGCCAGCAGUGCAGUCUCGAGAACAGCACGUGUGCGGACGGCAAAAGCCAGUCGUGCCAUGGCCGGGGACCGGCUUUCGACAAGUUGGAUCUGGGCAUCUCGAGCUGUUACGAGAUUGGGAAGCGGCAGUAUGCCGGUGCCAAGUCGGCCUAUUGUGUGGAAAGUGCAAGCCUAACUCGACAGACCUCUCUCGCGUCCUCCUCGACCCCGGUCGUUGGCACCAGCGUGAAAUCCUUCCACUUCUUCCACGACAUGUCCUUUUUCAACUUCACCCUCGCGGACGGCACCACGGGCCAGACGUGCCCCGCCGCGCUGGGCUACUCCUUCGCCGCGGGCACGUCGGACGGCCCCGGCGCGUUCGACUUCACGCAGGCCGACUCGGGAACCCCGGACGCCAACCCGCUGUGGAAGGUUGUGUCGGGCCUGCUACGCACGCCCACGGCAGGGCAGGUCGCGUGCCAACAGCCGAAGCCGGUGUUGCUGGACGUCGGCGAGAUGAGCACGCCCUACGCGUGGAGCCCCAACAUUGUGGACAUUCAGAUGCUCCGCGUCGGGCAGCUGGUGAUCAUUGUCGUGCCGGGCGAGGCGACGACGAUGAGCGGGCGGCGGUGGAAGGACGCCGUCAAGGAGGCCGCCAAGACUAUUGUCGACGAUGAGCCCGUGGUUGUGCUCGGCGGUCCUGCCAACACGUAUGCUCACUACAUUGCCACGCCGGAGGAAUACGCCAUCCAGCGCUACGAGGGCGCGUCGACGCUCUUUGGCCCGCACACGCUGCCCGCCUACAUCAACCUCACCGUCUCCAACAUGGCCUACCUCGCGCCAUCAUCGACGACGACCCCGCCUGCGGGCCCGUCGCCCCCGGACAACCGCGGCAACUCGCUCUCCUUCAUCACAGGCGUCGUCCAGGACGGCACGCCCAGCGGCCGCUCUUUCGGCCAGGUCGUGACGCAGCCCGCGGCGUCGUACGCGCGCGGCGCCGUCGUCAACGCGACGUUCCAGGCCGCCAACCCGCGCAACAACCUCCGGCUCGAGGGCACCUACGCCGCCGUCGAGCAGCUGCAGGGCGGGCAGUGGGUCCGGAUCCGCAGCGACGCCGACUGGUUCCUGGUCUACACGUGGACGCGGACCGACUGGCUGCUGGGCCACAGCGAGGUCGUCAUCAGCUGGGAGACGGCCGGCGACGGGGCCGCGGCGGGGACGUACCGCAUCAAGUACUAUGGCGACUCGAAGCCGUUGAUUGGGAGCAUCAAGGCGUUUGAGGGGACGAGCGGGAAUUUCACAUUGGUUUAA